UCCUGGUAGGGCAAAGUCCUGAAAUGGAGUGGAAACUGGAGCGCACCGCCCUUCGGAGGGUCCGGACCGAAGAAGAGAUGCUGUGGGAGAACAUCAUGCAGGUGCUCUCCAAAGGCAUGAAGCAGAAGAGAAGUCAAGGUUCUCCCAAGAUGGAGAAGCAAAGUGUUUUUGCUCAUGAUCAUGUAGUGAAUGUCAAUGAUUGGCAAAGAUCCUACAAAGAGUCACUGAAGACUCCCAUCAAAACAAGUCUUGAAAGAAAUAGCUCUACUCUCCAUGUUUGCCAAGCACCUCAUGCUCUGGACAGAGGCUGGAAGGAAGACGUUGCCUCAGAAGGCCAGGAAUGCGUAAACCAGUUGUUUUCAACCCAGAAGGUGGCUCAUCAGGGUAAUGGGAAAAUGCAGCUCUGUGAGCAAUCCCAGUGUGUUUGGAAAGGCUGCAGAGAUGGAGUCAGUUAUGAAUCCUUCCAUGUUAAAAGGUUCAGUGAUAUAAACUAUUCUAUACUCCAACCAGAGCUGAAGAUUCAUCUUACUGGUCUUCGAAAUGACUACUAUCUGAAUAUCCUAGACUGGAAUGCUCAAAAUCUUGUUGCUAUAGCCCUUGGAUCUUCUAUAUACCUCUGGAAUGGGAAAAACCACAAUGGGAUUGAAAAUAUAGACUUAAGUCUCACUUGUAACUAUAUAUCUUCUGUGCGCUGGAUAAAAGAGGGAAACUGCCUGGCAGUUGGCACCAGCGAAGGAGAAGUACAAUUAUGGGAUGUGGUAACUAAAAAGCUGCUGAGAAAUAUGCUUGGUCACUUGUCAGUAGUUGGGGCUCUGAGCUGGAACCACUGUAUACUCAGUAGUGGGUCAAGACUGGGCCAUGUUUAUCAUCAUGACGUUCGGGUAGCCCGGCAGCAUGUUGGAACACUUCACCACAAGCAAGCUGUAUGUGCUCUGAAGUGGUCACCGGAUGGCAGGCUGCUUUCCAGUGGCUGUAGUGAUGGACUGCUGACUCUAUGGCCCCAUGAUCCAGGUGUGCAUGCACACGGUCAACCAGUAAAAGUCAUACCCCAACCUACAGCAGUCAAGGCCAUGGAUUGGUGUCCCUGGCAGUCUGGCAUCCUUGCUGUUGGAGGAGGAAUGCAGGAUGGACACUUACACAUCUUGGACAUAAAUAGUGGGCAGAGCAUCCAGACCCCAAGCACAAACUCACAGAUUUGUUCCCUAACCUGGCUACCUAAAACAAAGGAGAUUGCAACUGGCCAGGGUACUCCUAAGAAUGAUGUGGCCGUGUGGGAUUGUCCUGCUCUGACCAAGUCAGGUGGAUUUUUUGGCCACAGAGGCAGAGUGCUGCACUUGGCUUUGAGUCCGGACCAGACCCGAGUGCUUUCUGCAGCUGCUGAUGGCAUAGCCUGUGUAUGGAAUUGCAGCUCUCCGCUCAGCCCCUCUAGGCUUCAGUUUCCUCAUUUCUAA
Hipposideros armiger (great roundleaf bat) is the source of this 1451-nucleotide messenger RNA. It is a transcript of the gene CDC20B, whose product is annotated as cell division cycle 20B. The coding region runs from base 24 to 1451 and encodes 475 amino acids. Gene Ontology annotation, biological process: anaphase-promoting complex-dependent catabolic process; positive regulation of ubiquitin protein ligase activity; positive regulation of anaphase-promoting complex-dependent catabolic process. Lineage: Eukaryota; Metazoa; Chordata; Mammalia; Chiroptera; Hipposideridae. The record is from RefSeq and is a predicted model, not a curated record. Gene Ontology annotation, cellular component: anaphase-promoting complex. The transcript has 12 exons. Gene Ontology annotation, molecular function: protein binding; ubiquitin ligase activator activity; anaphase-promoting complex binding.